CAAAAAUUCAUUCAUUUACUCAUUGCCCCAAGGCCACCGGGACCCUUCAAAGUUAGUUCAGGUUCAGGCAGCAGAAACAGUCGAAGGGAUUUUACUUUAUCUUCGUGGGAGAAUUAUUAUGACGAUUGCAGAGAUCUCAAAAUUGACGAUGACAUCUUCAGGGUCUACCUCUCCGGAUCGUCUGGUCCUGUUUGUUUUUUCCUUCAUGGUGGUGGUUUUUCGGCUCUCUCCUGGGCUGUCCUGUCUGUUAAUUUAUUAGAAUCAGUGACAUGCAGAUGUGUGGCAAUGGACUUUCGAGGGCACGGCGACACUCACACGAGCAAUGAGGCUGAUCUUUCUGCUGAUGUUAUGGCUAAUGAUGUUGGAAGAGUUGUGUAUGCAUUGUAUGGUGAGGACAUACCUCCAAUUGUUCUCAUUGGACACAGCAUGGGAGGGGCUAUAGCAGUACAUGUUGCUUACAAACAAACAGUCAGCUAUCUGGUUGGUCUCAUUGUCAUCGAUGUUGUCGAAGGAACAGCCAUGGAAGCAUUAUCAGGCAUGCAGACGUUCCUGAGGAAUAGACCGUCAACAUUUGACUCCAUCGAAUCAGCUGUUGAAUACUGUUGCAAAACAGGUCAGAUAAGGAACAUAGAAUCUGCAAAAGUUUCCGUGAUUGGUCAGUUAAAAAGUUCAGAGGUCAUCAUUCACAAAAGUGACGUCAUUGCUGAAGAGGAAGAGGAGGAUGAAGAUGUGAUGAGUAGAAGACCACAAAAACAUCGACAUCACCUGGAUGAUGAUGCAAAAUACUGCUGGAGGAUUGAUCUGACAACCACUGAACCUUACUGGAAAGGUGGCUGGUUCGAAGGACUGUCCACAAUGUUUCUGGCCUGUAAACCGCCCAAAAUGCUCCUAUUGGCUGGCGUUGAUAGGUUGGACAAAGAUUUAACCAUAGGACAAAUGCAGGGUUGCAAAUUUCAGUUGGAACUGCUGCCCCAGUGUGGGCACGCCGUACACGAAGACUGCCCUGACAAGGUAGCAGAAAGAUUAUCAUCGUUCCUCAUACGUUACAAACUGGCCCAACCUACCUCGACUAACCAUUCUAAGAUCAGGUAG
Molecule: messenger RNA, 1092 nt
Organism: Helobdella robusta
Lineage: Eukaryota; Metazoa; Annelida; Clitellata; Rhynchobdellida; Glossiphoniidae
Exons: 13
Biological process (GO): protein demethylation
Molecular function (GO): protein methylesterase activity
Source: RefSeq, a predicted model, not a curated record